Orbicella faveolata is the source of this 1699-nucleotide messenger RNA. Its product is annotated as E3 ubiquitin-protein ligase TRIM71-like. NCBI's taxonomy places the organism in Eukaryota, Metazoa, Cnidaria, Anthozoa, Scleractinia, Merulinidae. The record is from RefSeq and is a predicted model, not a curated record.
AUGCAUGUAAAUAGUUCCAAUAAUCUUCUUGUAUGUGAUUCGGGAAACAACCGUGUUCAGCAAUUUUCUUUAGACGGUCGCUUCACAGGUAAAAGUAACGCUGUUUUACCAGAUCCUGUUGGAAUAACAACAGCACCAGACGGAAGUAUUCUCGUAAGUAGUUAUACAGAAAAGNGAGAAAAUUCUGGAAAAUUUAAGUACCCAGACGGCGUUUCUUUUUUGAACGACAACGAGAUUCUUAUUGCGGAUUGCGGGAAUCAUAGAAUACAACACUUAAACAUCAAGACAGGAAAUGUUGUGAAAACCUUUGGAAAACGCGGUGCAGGAAAAGGAGAGUUUCAGAAUCCAAUUGAUGUUUGUUUGGAUGAUGAAGGACGCAUUGGUGUAGCCGAGUGCAGCAAUAAUAGAAUACAGGUGAUAUCCAAAGAGGGAGAAACUCAUUCCAUAUUUGGAGACAGUGGUCCAGAGAAACUCAACCAACCAGUUAGCUGCAUUGCUAUCAAAAACAUGAUUUUCGUUUCCGAUGGAGAAAAUCACUGCGUUAAAGCUUUUGAUCAGUCAGGAACCUUUUUGUACAAGUUUGGUAAACAAGGGAAUCAAGACGGACAAUUUAGUCUGCCAUACCUCAUGCAUGUAGACAGUUCCAAUAAUCUUCUUGUAUGUGAUUGCGGAAACAACCGAGUUCAGCAAUUUUCUUUAGACGGUCGCUUCACAGGCAAAAGUAACGCUGUUUUAGGAAGACCUCUUGGAAUAACAACAACACCAGAUGGAAGUAUUCUCGUCACUAGUAAUAAACAUAAGAUAGUCUACAUAUUGAAGUAGAUUUUUCAAUUGUCGUUAGUGUUUCAAAUUCACGAACAUUGUGUUUAUUUGGUUUUAAAAAAUUGACGCCAUGUUUCCUUGGCAACGUAACCCUAACUUGCGUUACAAGGUGCUCAAAAGUCAUAAUGUAUACCAGGCCAAAUAGUGUAAAUUAUAUGAGUGUCUUUAUCGGUAUACGAUUUUUUUAUCACACAUUUGUUGACUGAGGUUAUUUAACAUUCGGGCAAAUGAAGUAUGAGUGUAUUGUUAUUUUUUUUUCUUCGAAUUUUUUUAGCAGAGGUUUCAAAAUUGAUUGCCUGUUGAGUCCAAAAGUAAAUAGCAGUUGUGCGUUAUCAUAUUAGCUGAGUUACUUGUUACCUAUAUCUUCUCUCGAUAGAUGUGACAUAAGGACUCGUAUUAUCUUGGUACGCGGUUUUAUCUACUCUCUCCCCAACCCAGAAAAAAAUAAACUAGGUGACCUCGCAAUGAAUUGUACAUUAUUUCAAUGAAAAUUUCAUGUGACAUGAAAUUUUCAGAAAAAUAAAUUCUGAUAAGUUAUGUGUAAUACUUUUUACUGUCUUUAGGUGAGGCAUAGUCAUAUAAUUUGUAUUUGUAGCGCCAGAAACAAUGAAAGAAACUGUUAUUACCUGUAUGUCUGAGACGACUUGUUGCACGUUGUUAGAUUAGGUAUUUGGUACUCCAAAAUGAACGUUUGCACGUUGUAAAAUUUACUUUUUUAAACUUUUGUUCUCUAAAAGCGAAAGCCGGAAAGACGAGUGAUCUUGACUUAGCGAGCUUAAUUGCACUUUUUUGCUGCUGAAAAGGCAAGGGGAAAAGGUAGUUAUGAUUGACGAUGACACUUUUAGACGUGCAACUCAAUUUACUUUUUACUGUCUGA